Nematolebias whitei (Rio pearlfish) is the source of this 1360-nucleotide messenger RNA. RefSeq names its product solute carrier family 37 member 1 (gene slc37a1). The record is from RefSeq and is a predicted model, not a curated record. Lineage: Eukaryota; Metazoa; Chordata; Actinopteri; Cyprinodontiformes; Rivulidae. Gene Ontology annotation, cellular component: endoplasmic reticulum membrane. The annotation marks the transcript as partial. Gene Ontology annotation, biological process: glucose-6-phosphate transport; phosphate ion transmembrane transport. Gene Ontology annotation, molecular function: glucose 6-phosphate:phosphate antiporter activity. The transcript has 16 exons.
CAGAUGAGUCCAGAACAUGUCUGAUGGUUCCCCUUCAGCCUAAACCACUGUGAUAAUCUGCACUUUGAUUCAAGCAUGGCUCCUGUUCCUCCAGGCAUCCGCCUGUUUGUGUCGUUCAACAGGGACCAAUGGUACAGAGCUCUGACAUUUGCCAUCACCUUCCUGCUCUACACCAGCUUCCACCUGUCCAGAAAACCCAUCAGCAUCGUCAAGAGCGAGCUUCAUAAGAACUGCUCAUCAGCCGGUGAAGCCUACACUGUUGGAUCAGGCAGCAUGGGGACCCUGGAGCCCCACCAACCAUCACUUCACUCCAACUUGGACUGCAGCUGGAAACCUUUUGAUAAAAACAACUACAAACAGCUGCUGGGAGCCAUGGACUACUCCUUCCUCUGUGCAUACGCUGUUGGGAUGUAUGUCAGCUGGGUGGCCAACGGCUUGGUCCAAACCACUGGCUGGCCCAGUGUGGUGACUUGCAUAGGGAAUUGGUUUGGAAAGGGAAGACGUGGACUCAUCAUGGGCCUGUGGAACUCCCACACCUCAGUAGGAAACAUCUUGGGCUCUCUGAUAGCUGGCUACUGGGUCUCUUCCAACUGGGGCCUUUCCUUCAUUGUUCCAGGCCUUAUCAUUGCAGCUAUGGGUGUGAUCUGCUACCUCUUCCUCAUUGAACAUCCAAAUGACCUGAAAAGUGUGUAUGCUCAGAAUCUUUCUCCAUCCAAGAGUGUUUCAUUUAAGAGAUGGAAUGGAGCAAAUGGACACUCAGAGGUUUAUCUGCAGUACAAGGACAGCACAAAGCAGAGUUCUGACAUGGAGCUGCUGUUGCCUCGGGACUCGGUGUGUGUUCCUGUUCAGCCCGUUGUGGUGGUGAAGAGCGAGUCAGAACCAUCUGCCAUCAGCUUCAUGGGAGCUCUACGAAUCCCUGGAGUCAUUGAGUUCUCUCUCUGUCUGCUGUUUGCCAAGCUGGUCAGUUAUACUUUCCUAUUCUGGCUGCCUCUUUACAUCACCAAAGCAGCUCAUCUGGAUGCAAAGAAAGCUGGAGAUCUCUCCACACUGUUUGAUGUUGGAGGAAUUGUUGGGGGGAUCUUGGCUGGAGUGAUCUCUGAUAAACUGGGAAAGAGAGCCACUACCUGUGCCGUCAUGUUACUGCUGGCAGCUCCUAUGCUCUAUGGUUUCUCUAUGAUCAGCGAGUUCGGACUGGGCCCAACGAUUGUGAUGCUGUUGGUUUGUGGCGGACUGGUAAAUGGACCGUAUGCUCUCAUCACUACUGCAGUGUCUGCUGAUUUGGGGACCCACAAAAGCCUGAAGGGCAAUGCCAGAGCGUUGUCUACUGUCACUGCUAUCAUUGACGGUACCGGGUCUGUCG